UUUAUAUUCGUAAUUGUUUUUAGGUUUUUAGGUUAGUUUUCUUUUGUUUAAUUUUUAGUUAUUUUUUUAGAGUACAAAAGAAAAAAAAAUAGAAAGGAAAACCUAGAGACAAAAGAUAACAGAAUAAAGGGCAACAUACCUCAAGGAGGAUAUUCUUCUAUCCACAUAGUCGAAUAACCAAGUCUUCCACAUGGUGGCUAACGUAUGAGUGACAUAAUUACUCUUGUGAUCGAGUUAUAGAAAAUCAAGAAUAGAACCACAAUAUGAAGAUUAUGAAUAGCCGAUAAAAGUAUGAUUCUCAUGGUGAAUAUGGUUUGUCUGAUCAAAAGCUUCCAAAGAAUUGGAAAUCUGUUUCAACACAUAGUGGAGUGGUACCGACCCGACGACAUGAAACAAAUCAAGAACCUUAGUUAAAUAGAGUAGAAUUCGACAUGAAAAAAUGUCUCUUCAAAGCAAAUUAGACAUCACCAUUGGAGUCAUGAACAAUGAUUUUGAUGUCAAUAACACCAUUUAAGAAAGUCGUACUGGACUGUCUAGCGAGAGACCUCCUCAGCAAUCGAAAAAGGAUUUUACUACUAGUUCGAGACUUGACAAUUCAUAGUUUGGACACCGUAUUGUUUGUCAAUAAAUAGAAUGAUAUGAUGAUUAUCUUACUAGAAUAGGAAGAGUUGGAAAAAGAAUCGUUAUUUUUCUUUUUAAAAAAUUACGACGUAGAAUAAUUCUUUUUCCUUUAUAUUUUAGAGAGCAGAUUUCCCACUUUAAAUGAAAUCAUUCAUUUAUAUUUAUAUUUCAUCAUAAUUACCAUAAAACUUGAGUGAAAUGUCAAAUUUAUCCUGUUAGAUUGUCCACUACUCAACCGCCAUCAUUAAAUGAUAGCUUCCAAAGAAAAUUUGAUUGGGUUAUCCUGGCAACGAAGCUGAUAGAUUAGUCAUUUUUCAUUCAGAACUGGUAUCUCCCAGCAGGAUGAGGCACAGUUGCUGCAUUGCCAAGCGAUUUCUUCAUACUUUUUUAUGUUAUAUCUUUCUGAUGUCCAGGAACUCAGCUUUCAGGAACAUGUCCACUUUUGGAAACGAAUCAGAUCGUUUGGUUUUACUUGAUUUGAAAAGGAGGGUACUCGAUGACCCACUCAAAAUCAUGAGCUCUUGGAAUGAUUCCAUCCAUUUUUGUGAUUGGGUUGGUGUUACUUGUAGUCCCACCAUUAGAAAAGUAAUGGUGUUGAACUUGGAAGCUCGACAACUGACUGGUUCAAUACCAUCUUCUUUGGGAAAUCUUACUCAUCUCACUGAAAUCAGAUUGGGCAACAACAACUUCCUUGGCGCAAUUCCCCAAGAGCUUGGUAAAUUAUUACUUCUACACCAUCUCAAUUUAUCAUUCAAUAACUUUGAUGGUGAGAUUGCAAGUAAUAUAAGUCAUUGUACUGAGCUUCUUGUUUUGGAGCUGAGUCGUAAUGAGUUUGUUGGUCAGAUUCCACAUCAAUUUUUCACGUUAAGCAAAUUGGAAAGAAUUGGGUUUGGCGGUAACAAUCUGGUCGGAACCAUCCCACCAUGGAUAGGAAAUUUUUCUUCACUAUUUAGUUUGUCAUUUGCACUGAACAGUUUUCAAGGAAGUAUUCCUAGUGAACUAGGACGCUUAUCUAGAUUGAAACUCUUCUCAGUUUAUGGAAACUACUUGACAGGUACAGUGCCGCCAUCGAUCUAUAAUAUAACUUCUCUUACUUACUUUUCUCUGACUCAAAAUCGACUCCGAGGAACUCUACCACCAGAUGUUGGAUUUACUCUCCCCAAUCUUCAGGUCUUUGCUGGUGGUGCCAAUAAUUUUGGAGGGCCUAUUCCGACAUCCUUGGCUAAUAUCUCCGGUCUACAGGUUUUAGAUUUUGCUGAGAACAGUCUCAUUGGAACUCUUCCUCAUGACUUGGGGAAUUUAAAAGAAUUGGUGAGAUUCAAUUUUGAUGAUAACAGACUUGGAAGUGGGAAGGUCGAUGACUUAAAUGUAAUCAGGUCUUUGACUAAUUGUACUAGUCUAAGCGUUUUGGGUCUUUCUGGGAAUCGCUUUGGGGGAACAUUGCCUCUAUCUAUUAGCAACCUUUCAAACCAGCUGACAAUAUUAACCUUGGGUAGAAAUUUGUUAAGUGGAGGCAUUCCUGUAGGGAUUGAUAACUUGAUUAACUUACAACUUCUUGGAGUAGAAGGUAACAAUCUGAAUGGUAGUGUCCCUUCAAAUAUUGGGAAGUUUCAUAGGUUGGCUGCUCUUUAUGUGAAUAAUAACAAGUUAAGUGGGACAAUUCCAUCCUCCAUUGGUAACUUAUCUUUAUUGACCAAGCUUUUCAUGGAGGAUAAUAGACUAGAGGGAAGUAUACCACCAAGCUUGGGACAAUGCAAAAGGCUCCAAGUUCUUGACCUAUCUGGUAACAACCUAAGCGGGACCAUACCAAAGGAAGUUCUCAGUCUCUCUUCCCUUUCAAUCUAUUUGGCCUUAAAUCACAACGCACUUACUGGACCAUUGCCACGUGAAGUGGGAGAUUUAGUUAGUUUAACACUGUUAGAUGUAUCACAAAAUAAAUUAUCAGGCGGUAUUCCUAGCAACCUUGGUAAAUGCAUUAGCAUGGUACACUUGUACUUAGGAGGCAACCAAUUUGAAGGAACAAUUCCCGAGUCUUUGAAAGAUUUGAAAGGUCUAGAAGAACUAAAUCUCUACAGUAACAACUUGUUUGGACCAAUUCCUCAAUUUCUUGGCAACCUUUUUUCACUCAAAUUUCUUGAUCUAUCCUAUAAUAAUUUCAAGGGAAAAGUGGCCAAAGAAGGAAUCUUUUCCAAUUCAACCAUGUUUUCCAUCCUUGGAAACAACAAUCUAUGUGAUGGUUUGGAGGAAUUACAUCUACCUUCGUGCACAUCUAACAGAACACGUUUGUCCAACAAGCUCCUCACACCGAAAGUGUUAAUUCCGGUAGUAUCUACCCUCACAUUCCUAGUUAUUUCUUUGAGCAUCCUAUCUGUAUUUUUUAUGAUGAAGAAGUCAAGGAAAAAUGUUUUAACUUCUGCUGGCUCUUUGGAUUUACUGUCACAAAUUUCUUACUUAGAGUUGAAUAGAUCGACAAAUGGGUUUUCAGUAGAAAAUUUGAUUGGUUCAGGUAGUUUUGGUUCGGUGUAUAAAGGUAUUCUUUUGAAUAAUAAACCAGUUGUUGCUGUUAAGGUUAUUAACCUUCAACAACAUGGUGCUUCCAAGAGCUUUGUUGAUGAAUGCUCAACACUCACAAACAUACGACAUCGAAAUCUCCUUAAGAUCAUAACUUCAUGCUCAAGUACAGAUGAAGAAGGUAAUGAGUUCAAAGCUAUAGUAUUUGAUUUCAUGUCCAACGGAAACCUGGAUAGUUGGCUUCACCCUACACAUGUCGAGAAGAACAAAAGAAAAUUGAGCUUUAUCCAAAGAUUGGAUAUUGCUAUUGAUGUUGCCAAUGCAUUAGAUUACCUCCAUAAUCAUUGUGAAACUCCCAUCGUUCAUUGCGAUCUAAAGCCUAGCAAUGUGUUGUUGGAUGAUGAUAUGGUAGCCCAUGUUGGGGACUUCGGGUUAGCUAGAUUCAUCCUUGAAGGAUCAAAUCAUUCUGUUUCUAGACAAACUAUGUCGAUUGCGCUCAAGGGUUCUAUUGGAUAUAUUCCUCCAGAGUAUGGAACUGGUGGCAACAUUUCCAUCGAAGGGGAUAUCUUCAGCUAUGGAAUUCUACUAUUGGAGAUGUUUACUGGGAAAAGACCCACUGACAGCUUGUUUAGCGAUGGUGUGGAUAUUCAUCUAUUCACAGCAAUGGCAUUGCCUCAUGGUGUCUUGGACAUAGUUGAUCAUUCUUUGCUAUCUGAAGAGACAUGCCAACAGGAAGCAGAGAAUGAAAAAAAAAUACAAACCAUAGCAAUAAUGAGUGAGGAAGAUCAGAGCGGAGUUGGGCAAAGAAGGAUGGAAGAAUAUUUAGUCUCAAUAAUGAGAAUCGGCCUGUCAUGCUCCUCAACAACACCUAGAGAGAGGAUGCCCAUGAAUGUAGUUGUUAAAAAGUUGCAAACAAUUAAAUGCUCCUACCACGAGUAGAAGAAGGGAAGAUAACGUUGUCCAACAAAAAUUUCAACAACUUACAGGUAUUGCCUAACCAUUUUGGUUACAUCUUGACGCAUCAAAGUGCGAAUAAAUCUUGGAGGAAUUAAAGUAAAGUAUGUUGUUUCAUCUAAAAAAAAUCAGUUUGUUCAAGUGAUGAGGUAUGAAGAAACAUUACUCUGUCUAACUAAAGAAUAAAAAGUACUGCUUGUUUGAGUUGUAUAAAACAAAAAAGAAAUCUUCAUAACAUCUUUAUGUUAAUAUCCUGAAAUAUUGCAGUAAUAACACAUUGUGCUGGGUUGGAAUUAAUUUGAGAUAUAUGUAUAGUUCUUAUUGAUGUUUUA
Molecule: messenger RNA, 4418 nt
Organism: Cucumis sativus (cucumber)
Lineage: Eukaryota; Viridiplantae; Streptophyta; Magnoliopsida; Cucurbitales; Cucurbitaceae
Product: probable LRR receptor-like serine/threonine-protein kinase At3g47570
Exons: 3
Coding region: 964-4071 (1035 amino acids)
Biological process (GO): protein phosphorylation
Molecular function (GO): protein binding; protein kinase activity; ATP binding
Source: RefSeq, a predicted model, not a curated record